AUGGUUACUAUUACGCUCACUUGCCGCCUCCAUCAUGAAAUAGAGGUAAACUCGGAAGCGUUUACAGUAGAUGUUUGUACUAGUGAUAGAAUCAACAAACUCAAAGACAAAAUUUUUGCGAAACUCAAAGAAAAAAAAGACGAUACGUUUACAAAUAUUGAGGCUUAUGACAUGAAACUUUGGAAACCUUCUAAUGACUUUAUUCAUGUUAUAAUUGAUUCGCCAACCUUAAAAAUUGAGAACUUAACUAGGAAAUUGAACGAACUGCGAGUUGGAGUUAAUGAGGACAAAGAAGCUGCUGAGGGUAAAGACGAUAAAGAGUCAAGUAUCCUCAUCACGGACAAGAGAAGUGGAUGUGUAGUUAACGAUAUUAAGACUGUAUAUGCGAAAUCUUGCUCUUUAGUAGUUACUCUCGUUGAUAACAAGAAUGAAAAAACAGAAAUCAAAGAUUGGAAGUCACUCGAAAAGUGGCUGCUCGUUAAGUGUAAAGAAACUCAGAACGUUAACUUAGACAUAGAUAAAAUUAGUUUUGGUAACUCUCCUAAGAUUAUUAACAUUGUACGUAAUGGGAAAGUUCUAGGUUCUAUUUAUUCUCUUAAAAGUCAAUAA
This is a messenger RNA of Rhizophagus irregularis DAOM 181602=DAOM 197198, 609 nucleotides long. RefSeq lists its product as uncharacterized. The record is from RefSeq and is a predicted model, not a curated record. NCBI's taxonomy places the organism in Eukaryota, Fungi, Glomeromycota, Glomeromycetes, Glomerales, Glomeraceae.